CCUUUCCUCCUUCUCCCUGCUCCCACCCACAUCUCCACCUCCACCUUCCUCUCUCUUCCACCCCACCGAGCUUCUCCCGGCGGAGCUACCUGAGCUGCCACGACCCCAUGGCAACCGCAGGUGCCGACGACGCGGUGGCCGCCGACAUCAUCUGCUCGCUGCGCGGGGCCGACCUGGCCGGCUGGACGCCGCCGUGGCGGAACCGCGCCAACGAAACUGCCGACUUGCCACCAGCCGCACCAACGGCGCCCGCUGAACUCUCCUGGCCGGCCAUGGCGCGGGGGAAGCGGUCGCGCCGCCGCUCGCCGUCGGCGUCCGCGUCGGCAUCCGCCGCGAAGAGCACCAGGUUCUCCGCGCGGUCCAGCCCGGCCUCGCCGCUCGACUACAGCGCCGGCUCCGUGCGCUCCGGCGCCUCCACCAGCGGCGGCGAGGACGGCGCCUUCUGCUCGCCCUGGCACCGCCGCGCCGUCACCACCGCGCACACCACGGCGACCACGAAGGUGGGCUCCAUCGGACGGCCACAGUUGACCUUCCAGGCCCCGCCGCCGCGGCCCGCCGGUCAGAGGCAACGCAAGAAAAUGAGGCUGCCGGAGGUCCAGCAGCUGGUGCGGUCUCUCGCGGUGGAGAACGAGAGCCUCCACGAGGAGAUGCGGGCGCUGCAGAGAGCUUGCUCCGCACUGUCAAAGGAAAAUGACAAGCUUGAGACAAGAAUAGAGCAAUCCAACUCACAGAAAGAAACCGCAUUGAAGGAGCAGAAAGGGAAGCAACCGCUUGACCAGCAGCCCCCACACGACAGCUUCGCGCUACCAGAUCUCAACCUUCCAGCACAGGACAAUGCGGACAGCUCCUCAGUUCAUUGCUGAGCCCCCAGAUUAGCACGGCUUCGCUAACACAAAUAACAAAGUGUACAUAGAGCUAGCAGUCUAGCUAGAUGGCGGGCACGGAGGUGUCAUUUAAAGAAAAGAAUGACACAGAUUUUAUAAGGUUCCAGUAGAAUUUACAGGUUAAGUGGCUCUGUCCUAAAGUGACAAACUCAGGUUGUAGCUAAACGAAAUGACUAAUUUAGCUCAUCUGAUGAUUGCUUUACCACCAGUUAGUAGCGCUUCUAUAUUUCAUAGAGCUGAGGGAAGGUACAGCUCAAACUGAUUUUCACACUGUGUAGAGGAUUUAGAUGAGUUUAUUCAUGUUACUUUGUUCAGUGAAAUGUUAUGUGUGAAGAUUUGGUCA
Messenger RNA from Lolium rigidum, 1227 nucleotides. RefSeq lists its product as uncharacterized. Lineage: Eukaryota; Viridiplantae; Streptophyta; Magnoliopsida; Poales; Poaceae. The record is from RefSeq and is a predicted model, not a curated record. The transcript has 5 exons. The coding region runs from base 108 to 863 and encodes 251 amino acids.